Seminavis robusta is the source of this 387-nucleotide messenger RNA. Lineage: Eukaryota; Bacillariophyta; Bacillariophyceae; Naviculales; Naviculaceae. The record is from the annotation of a GenBank genome assembly.
AUGGUCUCCGAGUUGUUCCAAACCAAGUUUGUGCAGCACCUCCCUUCGACUUACCGGUAUGUCAUGCUUGUCUUCUUGCUGCAACGACGGUUGUCUGGGAAUCGUACCUUCGCUGCAGAUAUCGAAGAGGGGAGUGUAAAUUGGCUCGAACAAAUAAUUGAGAGCUCUUGCAUGACAAGGUUUGCAGGCAGGUAUAAAAGAUGCAACCUUCUCACGGUACACGUGAUUUUGUGUGUCCGGAAUGAAGUAUGCAUAGUAGAAGAACCACCAACUCGCUAUGCAUGUCUUCUAAUUUUCCUGCUUGUUUUGUUCUUUGGUCAGGUAGCCUCAUUGGGUCCAUCUCUGCCUGCUCUGGCUUGUAAUGGUCAACUCGUGAUCUCGGGCUGA